This is a messenger RNA of Phodopus roborovskii (desert hamster), 962 nucleotides long. It is a transcript of the gene Nat8, whose product is annotated as N-acetyltransferase 8 (putative). The record is from RefSeq and is a predicted model, not a curated record. The transcript is spliced from 2 exons. Lineage: Eukaryota; Metazoa; Chordata; Mammalia; Rodentia; Cricetidae. Gene Ontology annotation, molecular function: N-acetyltransferase activity. Bases 203 to 886 code for a protein of 227 amino acids.
UCCUGUCACAUUCCGACUCUUGGCCUCUGGUUUAUGAUUAUCCAGGGCACCGGCCUGGCUCUGUUCCCCGAGGAGGAACUUGUCUUAGAAGGUUCCAGAUGUCAUCCUGAACUCUCCGCCGCAGGAGCAGGGCUGGAAGGAAGCAAAGCAGGCACAUCGGGGCGUCUCUGGUGGGCGCUGAGACUUGAGACGCCGUUUUCCCAUGGCUUCUUUUCACAUUCGCCAGUUCCAGGAGAGAGACCAUGAGCAGGUCGUGGACGUGUUCUCCAGGGGCCUGGAGGAGCACAUCCCCAACGCCUUCCGACACCUGCUGAUGCUGCCCCGCACCCUCCUGCUCUUAGUUGGGGGGCCUCUUGCCAUAGUGCUGGUGUCUGGCUCCUGGCUCCUGGCUGUUGUAUGCAACUUCUUCCUGCUUGCGUUCUUGAGGUUCCUUGCUAGUUGUCCUUGGAAAAAUUAUGUGUCUAAAUGUUUGCACACUGACAUGGCUGACAUCACCAAGUCCUACCUGAGUGCGAGAGGCUCAGGGUUCUGGGUGGCUGAGUCUGGGGACCAGGUGGUGGGCAUCGUGGGGGGUCUGCCAGUCAAGGAUGCCCCACCAGGGAGGAAGCAGCUGCAGCUCUUUCGCCUGUCUGUGUCCUCACAGCAUCGAGGACGGGGGAUAGCGAAAGCGCUGGUCAGAACUGUCCUCCAGUUUGCACGGGACCAGGGCUACAGCGACGUCAUCCUUGAGACUGGCUUUUUGCAGCGAGGAGCUGUGAACCUCUAUUACAGCAUGGGCUUCCAGAAGACAGGGGAAUCUUUCAUGGACACGAUCACAUGGCUUGUGGAUCUCUCUAUAAUUCAUUUCAUAUACCCACUCACUUCUGCUCAGGAACAUGAGCUGUGACCUUCUUCCUCUGUGUAUCUGUCAGCCUCCAGCUCAUUGUGCUGUGGGAAAAAAAACAUCCCGGAGAUUGUAGUGG